AUGACCUUCUCUUUUAGCGUUAUCUCGACCACAGGGCAGCGGAUCUCGAUCUCUGUACUCGGUCCGGAUAACACCGUAGGUGACAUUAAGGCGAAACUUGAGGAGACGGAAGGCAUUCCGCAGAAGAUGAUCAUGCUGGUGCACUCUGGUCGAAAACUGGAAGACAACGCAACCCUGGAGGAGUGCAACAUACACGCUGGCGUCACAAUCAAUAUGGUGCUGGCUCUGCGUGCAGGUCGCUGA
Molecule: messenger RNA, 243 nt
Organism: Leishmania mexicana MHOM/GT/2001/U1103
Lineage: Eukaryota; Euglenozoa; Kinetoplastea; Trypanosomatida; Trypanosomatidae
Product: ubiquitin-like protein
Exons: 1
Coding region: 1-243 (80 amino acids)
Biological process (GO): modification-dependent protein catabolic process; regulation of proteolysis; protein neddylation
Cellular component (GO): cytoplasm; nucleus
Molecular function (GO): protein tag activity; ubiquitin protein ligase binding
Source: RefSeq, a predicted model, not a curated record